AUGGCCAGCAAUAUUACGCACAGAGUAGGCGUCGCCGGCGGGACCGGAGGCCUCGGUCGAACCAUUGUCGAGCACAUCGCCAACACCGGCCGCUACACCGUCUACGUGCUGACUCGGAGCGCCACCGGCGUCGUUGCCGGCCGUCGAGGUGUCGAGGCUCUGGAGCUGGAUUACUCAUCGCCGUCGUCCAUUGCCGAGCGGCUGCGGGCCGAGAACAUCGACACCGUCGUCUCCGUCAUCGGCAUGCUAUCUGAAGAUGACCAUCGCGCGCAGCUGAAUCUGAUCGAGGGCGCUGCUCUUUCGGGGACAGUGACGCGGUUCGCGCCGAGCGAGUAUGGCUGGGAUUACGAAGGCGCGGCGAAGCAUGGCUUCCCACCAAACAUCCCCGUCAUAGGCGCGUACAAGCCUGCCACCUACAAAGCCGAAACCAUCGAAAAGCUACGCAGCUACAGCAAAAGCACCGACACCAGCACCACCACCACCACCACCAACGACGACGACGACAACGACAAUGACGAAAACACCCCCACUCCCGCCCCUGCCACCACCACCACCAACAAGCUAACAUUCACGCGCUUCAUCAGCGGGCUGCUGAUGGACUUCUUCGGGCACCCGCACGAGCCGGUCAACGGCUUCCCGGUCGUGGUGGCGCUGGACGUCGAGAACGCGCGCGCCGCCAUCCCGGGCACGGGCAACGCCAACGUGGCCAUGACGCACUCGAGCGACAUCGGCGCCUUCGUCGCGCGCAUGCUGGCGCUCGAGUCCGGACGGUGGCCCGAGAAGUGCUGGAUCGUCGGCGAUCGGUUGACGUGGAAUGAGGCGCUGGUGUUUGCGGAGAGGGCGAGGGACAAAAUGUUCGACAUGAAGUACGACGCCCUGACCGACCUCAAGGCCGGCCGCGUCACCGAGCUGCCGGCCAACAGGCCGCGCUACGCGCUGGCCUCGAAGCAGAUGCUCGACGGCCUGUUCUGCGUCUGGGGCAUCGCCUUCGCCGAGGGCUGGUUCGACUUCCCGGGAGACACCAUCACCGAGCUCUUUCCUGACAUGAAGACCACCUCGUUUGAGAAGCUCGUGCAGAGGAGCUGGGCGUCGAAGAGCCGGUAA
Molecule: messenger RNA, 1104 nt
Organism: Lasiodiplodia theobromae
Lineage: Eukaryota; Fungi; Ascomycota; Dothideomycetes; Botryosphaeriales; Botryosphaeriaceae
Product: NmrA-like family protein
Exons: 4
Coding region: 1-1104 (367 amino acids)
Source: RefSeq, a predicted model, not a curated record